Haemonchus placei is the source of this 252-nucleotide messenger RNA. Lineage: Eukaryota; Metazoa; Nematoda; Chromadorea; Rhabditida; Trichostrongylidae. The record is from the annotation of a GenBank genome assembly.
AAUGUCGAGGCAUUCGGCACCUAUUUGGGUGUGUUACGUGUCUGUUCAAAGAGACAAAGGAAGGGUUCGAAGGUAGAUGAGAUGGAUACGGUAGAACGAGGUGAGGCACAUACCGUGGACGCAUCGUCGAUGAAUUCUGAAUUUGGUAGCCUACCCUCAAUUGGUGAAAUUGAGGAUGAAGAUGAACAGAAGACACCUAGAAUGAGUGUCAAAGUGAGCCAUCAUUUUGCCUUUUGUUUACCAGAUCGCUGA